AUGACUAUUGCGUUCCAAUCGUCUGUGUUUGCAUUAAUUGCAAUUUCAACUCUACUAGUGAUUGGUGUACCUGUCGCACUUGCCUCUCCUAAUGGUUGGUCAAGUAACAAAAAUGUACUAUUUUCCGGCGUAUCAUUAUGGAUUGGAUCAGUCUUUUUAGUAGGUAUUCUAAAUUCUUUCAUAUCUUAA
Messenger RNA from Cryptomeria japonica (Japanese cedar), 189 nucleotides. The record is from the annotation of a RefSeq genome assembly. Lineage: Eukaryota; Viridiplantae; Streptophyta; Pinopsida; Cupressales; Cupressaceae.